Schistosoma turkestanicum is the source of this 2515-nucleotide messenger RNA. The record is from the annotation of a GenBank genome assembly. NCBI's taxonomy places the organism in Eukaryota, Metazoa, Platyhelminthes, Trematoda, Strigeidida, Schistosomatidae.
GAAUAAAGCUUAAACGAAAUAUUCUAGCAUCUUUUAUUUCUUAAUUCUCCACUUUCUGAAUGACUAUUUUUCUGAUCGAAGUUUGUUUAUAUCUACUAACGACAUCGAUGGAGUUGAAGUUAAUAUUUAAACUGUCUAAUCUGUGAUUCGCGACACACAUUGCGAAAAAAGAUGGUGGUCUCAAACGAGCAAAUUUUCAAGGAAGUUUGCGAGAUACUCAAGCCAUUCGACCUGUCUGUGGUUGAUUAUGAGGAAAUUUGCCAUCGGAUGGAUGAAUCAAUGCGUAUGGGUUUGAAAAAGAGUACAAAUGCAGAAUCAUCCAUUAAAAUGUUUCCAUCCUACGUUACAAAAACUCCGAACGGGACAGAAACCGGAAACUUUUUGGCUUUGGACCUUGGUGGAACGAAUUAUCGAGUGCUAUCUGUGAAUCUUGAAGGUAAGGGGAAACAUCCGAAGAUUCAAGAAAGAACUUAUUGCAUCCCCGCCGAAAAGAUGACAGGUUCCGGCAAGGAGCUUUUUAGAUAUAUUGCUGAAACACUGUCUGACUUUCUGGAAAAUAACGGGAUUAAGGACAAAAAAUUUGAACUGGGAUUCACAUUUUCUUUUCCAUGUGUGCAAAAAGGUCUCACUCAUGCUACUUUGGUUAGGUGGACAAAAGGUUUUUCUGCAGAUGGGGUAGAAGGUUGUAAUGUUGCUAAGAUGUUGCAAGAUGAGCUUGAUAAACUUGACCUAAAUGUAAAAUGUGUUGCAGUUGUAAAUGAUACUGUUGGUACGCUUGCUUCUUGUGCUCUUGAAGACUCAAAAUGUGCUGUUGGAUUGAUAAUUGGCACAGGAACAAACGUUGCCUAUAUCGAGGACUCUUCAAAAGUUGAGCUAAUGGAAAAUAAGGACGAACCCGAAGUUGUCAUAAACACAGAAUGGGGUGCGUUUGGCGAAAAAGGAGAAUUGGAUAUUUGGAGAACACAGUUUGACAAAUCUUUGGAUAAGGAGAGUCUUCAGCCAGGAAAACAACUAUAUGAAAAAAUGAUAUCUGGUAUGUACCUCGGUGAGCUAGUCCGUUACACCCUUCUCUACCUUAUUGAAGAAAAACUUCUCUUUCGUGGAAAAGUUCCAGAGAGUUUGAAAGUACGUAAUUCUCUGCUAACUAGAUACUUAACGGAUGUUGAAAGAGAUCCUCCUCACCUUCUAUACAACACCUACUAUAUGCUUACCGAAGACCUCUCUGUCCCUGUUGUUGAGCCGAUCGACAACCGCAUUGUACGAUAUGUAUGUGAAAUGGUCGUUAAACGGGCGGCUUACUUAGCUGGUGCAGGUAUUGCUUGCAUUCUUCGAAGAAUUAACCGUUCAGAAGUAACUGUUGGCGUUGACGGCUCUUUGUAUAAAUUUCAUCCGAAGUUUUGUGAACGAAUGACAGAUAUGAUUGAUAAGCUGAAACCAAAAAAUACACGAUUCUGUCUACGUUUAUCUGAAGAUGGAAGUGGGAAAGGUGCAGCAGCCAUAGCAGCGUCAUGUUCACGACAAUAUUAAACAAAUGCACACACAAGAAACUGUUGUUUACAUUUAGCUUUCAUCUGCCUUUUUUACAGUUUGAUACAAUUAUUUGAUCAUUCAGAAUCUAAUCAGCUAUAUAGUUAGCUUCUUCGCUAUGAUUAUUUUACUAUUCUUUGGCAUAUAAAUAUAACCUCAAUUUUGGAUAAAACAGAAUCAUUAUGCUGAAAAAGUCGAAUACAUGUUAAAUGUUUUUCUCGUUAGAUCAUUCAUUAUACGACGUUAGUUCAUGAUUUCGUUCUUUACAUUCAGCCAUUUUCUGGUUACUUCCUAUGACUUCUUCUAUUAUUUGGUUUUUUUCUUUCAUUCGAUUAUACUUCGUAUACAUAGACAUAUAUGUUUUACAAAGAAUUUCUAGUCAAUCAAUAUCAUCAAAGAAACAAGUAUUUUAUAAAUUAUAUAAUUCUAUUUUGCUUUGUUAUACAAAAAGUCAAUAAAACUAUAUACAUUAAAAACAGUUUUAUUCAAUUUCAGCUAUUAUAUAGAAUGCAUAAAAAACUUCUUCUUCUUCAAUGCUAUAACUAUACAUAUAUGUUUAUAACUUUGCUGUUGUAGAGUAUAAUAAAUGAAAAGAAAUUUAAUUAAUUUUAACUUACUCAUAGCUAUAAUUUUUACUUUAUUUUUUGUGUUCUACGUUAAAAAAAAAAGAGAAAACCUACUUAUCUUUUAGUUUUCAUUACUAUUGCUAUUAUUGUUAUUUUUUAAAAUAUUAUCAUCAAUGUAAACAAUCAGAUUUAGUGUAAUUUUGUGUUUUAGGGUAUUGUGAUACAUUUGUUUAACUAUUUAUUUUCUUGUGUGUGUGUGUGUGUUAAUUUUUCGUUGGCUAACUGAACAUAUCUGUGCUAAACAAAGUGAACAAACAAAGAUCUGCUGUAAAUUACAACAUACUUUAAGCAUCGAAAGAAAGUGAUGAAUGUGUAAUCAUUUGUAUUUAUGAGCUAAAUAUAUCUCAUUAUUUUAUGCUAUU